UGUUUGAUGGUGUGGAUUUGAAUAGCUACAAGAAAACGUGGGUGCAAUCAUUAGCGAAUGGUAAUUACUGGAUUGGAUUGGCGAAAGGACAAUUUAUGUGGGAUCACUCAAAUAGUUUUGUUAAUUUCUCUCAAUGGAGAGAUAGAAAUCUCAAUUUGAGUUUUUCAUGCUCCGUCAUCUACAACGACCAACCUAGCAACCUGAAAGUUUGGGUGAACCUAAAUUGUCCAAGAUAUUCAUACGUUGUUGUGUGCAUGAAAGAUAGCACACUGUUAACGACAACAACAAACAUUCCACCUUUCAUAGCAACGGAACAGGAGGUUCUAAAAAACCCAACUCUAACAUCUCCAGCAACAUCAUUAGAAAGCCAAAUAACAGCUCUAGGCAUUGGAGUUGGUGUCGGAGUGUCUUUCUUCGUGCUGCUGGUAGUAGCAGGUGUUGUCGGUUCAGUAGUGGUCUGCUUGUGGAAGAAGAAAAAAGGAUGUUUCAGAUCACUUACAGAAGUAGCGUCAACAAGAUACCAACCUGACGACAACGCAGAGAGCACAGACACGUAUGCAACAAUCGACACUAACAUCGAGAACAACGACGUUGACGAUUCUCAUGAGUACAAAUCUCUUGAAUAUAAACCUUAA
This is a messenger RNA of Helobdella robusta, 635 nucleotides long. RefSeq lists its product as hypothetical. The record is from RefSeq and is a predicted model, not a curated record. The annotation marks the transcript as partial. Lineage: Eukaryota; Metazoa; Annelida; Clitellata; Rhynchobdellida; Glossiphoniidae. The transcript has 5 exons.